AUGUUUUCGAUUUUUGAAAUAUUAGCUUUAACGUCACUAUGCGCUAGUGUCGCUCAAAGUCAAUUCUUAGAGCCAUGCCAUCUUAACGACGAUGUCUGUUUUGAGAAGUCCAUUAACAAAGCCCUGCCUCAGGUCAUGUCUGAAAACAAAGCCCUUGGGGCCGAUUCAUGUGAUCCGUUGAAACUUGACCUAAUUGAGGGCGACAUGCCCGAUAUUAAAUUUAAGUUUUUUUCCCCAAUCACUACGGGAUUCAAACAGUGUGUUGUCAAAAAUGUGAAAAUGAACUUAGAUGCACUUACAAUACACGAGGUUCUAGACUGUCCGAAUCUAGAAACAACUGGCAAAUACGAAAUCUCUGGACGUCUCAUCACUUUACCAAUUGAGGGAAGUGGAGACUUCAAAAUCUCUGCCGGGUCAUACAAUAUCACCCUCGAUUGUGAUUUUGAAACUGUGGUUGGAGAUGACAACAAAGCAUAUCUCUCCAUCAAAUCUUUCAAACAGAAAAACGAAGCAACAUCUCCAAUUUCUUUCGACUUCAAAAACCUUUUUAAUGGACAAAAAGAUCUGGCCGACGGUGCCCUCACUUUUGCUAACCAGAACUGGAAGCAGGUCUCCAGUCUCCUGCAGGAACCUUUAUGGUACAACAACAUAAAGAAAAUACUGUUUAACGUCAACAAAUACUUAAUGACUGAACCCCUUGAUCAAAUUUUCAUAUCAUCUUAG
This is a messenger RNA of Pieris macdunnoughi, 723 nucleotides long. The record is from the annotation of a GenBank genome assembly. Lineage: Eukaryota; Metazoa; Arthropoda; Insecta; Lepidoptera; Pieridae.